This is a messenger RNA of Staurois parvus, 459 nucleotides long. Lineage: Eukaryota; Metazoa; Chordata; Amphibia; Anura; Ranidae. The record is from the annotation of a GenBank genome assembly.
AGCUGUCCCUGCCAAGACUGAAGCAAAGUCUAAGGCUCUGAAGGCCAAAAAGGCUGUGCUAAAAGGAGUACACAGUCACAAGAAGAAGAAGAUCCGAACCUCUCCUACAUUCCGGAGACCCAAAACCUUGAGGCUCAGGAGGCAACCCAAAUACCCAAGGAAAAGUGCCCCCACUAGGAACAAGCUUGACCAUUAUGCCAUAUUAAGUUCCCUCUGACAACCGAAUCUGCUAUGAAGAAGAUUGAGGACAAUAACACUCUGGUUUUCAUUGUUGAUGUCAAAGCAAACAAGCACCAGAUUAAACAAGCCGUGAAGAAGCUGUAUGACAUAGAUGUAGCCAAAGUGAACACCCUCAUUAGGCCAGAUGGUGAGAAGAAGGCAUAUGUACGUCUUGCUCCCGAUUAUGAUGCUCUAGAUGUUGCUAACAAGGUAAAGUUCAAGGCUUGUCUACUUUCCUAA